Parnassius mnemosyne (clouded apollo) is the source of this 1698-nucleotide messenger RNA. The record is from the annotation of a GenBank genome assembly. Lineage: Eukaryota; Metazoa; Arthropoda; Insecta; Lepidoptera; Papilionidae.
AUGGAAGAAGAAAAAAAGGUUAUGUUCCACGAAAUGGAGUUGGAUGAUAGAAUUUUGAAGGCUAUUUCACAGUUGGCAUGGUCACAUCCAACUCUCAUCCAAGAAACGGCAAUUCCUCUCCUACUGGAAGGAAAAGAUGUUCUUAUACGGGCUCGAACAGGCUCUGGGAAGACGGCAGCCUUUGCAAUACCUGUUAUACAAAAAAUAUUGAAUUUAAAAAAUACAAGCACACAUCAAUGCAUUAGAGCACUAAUAUUAUCUCCUAGUAAAGAAUUAUGUGGGCAAAUUGCAUCAGUGAUUGCCGAUUUGACACUAAAGUGUGCAAGAGAGGUUCGCUGUAUAGACAUCUCAUCAAGUGGAGAUAUGCACAUACAGAAGUCAUUAUUAUCAGACAAACCAGAUAUUGUGGUGGCAACUCCCUCUAGAGCACUGGCACACUUGAAAGCUAACAGCAUGAGGUUAAAAGAAGACCUGGCUAUGCUAGUGGUAGAUGAAGCAGAUCUAGUAUUCUCUUUUGGUUAUGAAGAUGAAAUCAAGGAAUUGUUAAGCUAUUUACCAAAAAUCUACCAAGCAGUCCUCGCUUCAGCUACAUUGUCUGAUGAUGUACUGAGUCUAAAGAAAAUAGUUCUCCGGAAUCCAGUAACAUUAAAACUUGAAGAACCAGAACUGGCGCCAUCAUCGCAACUCCAGCAUUACCAUUUAUUUGCUGAAGAAGAUGACAAGGCAGCCAUAUUGUAUGCACUUUUGAAGUUAAACUUGAUUAGAGGGAAGAGUAUAAUCUUUGUCAGGACUGUGGACAGGUGUUAUAAAUUGAAACUAUACUUGGAACAGUUUAAAAUUGGGUCAUGUGUACUUAAUUCAGAGUUACCUGCAGCAGUCAGAUGUUUGUCUGUUGAUCAGUUUAACAGGGGACGCUAUCAAAUAAUAGUAGCAUCGGAUGAAAAAGCACUGGAGCAGCCUGAUGGAGGCCUGUUGGCAGGUGAAGAAUGGGGAAAGAAGAAAAAACAAAAAUCAAAACGUAAAAAAGACAAAGAGUCUGGCGUGUCCCGAGGCAUUGAUUUCCAACAUGUGUCAAACGUCAUCAACUUCGACUUCCCUCUUGACGUAAACUCCUAUGUACACCGUGCGGGGCGCACUGCCAGAGGCAAUAACCAGGGUUCAGUGCUGUCAUUUGUAUCUUUGCGAGAGAAACCAUUGAUGGACGCUGUGGAAGAGCACUUGUCAAAAGGUUUUAAUGGCGAGAAAGUCUUGCAGAAGUACGAGUUCGCGUUGGAAGAGGUGGAGGGGUUCCGGUACAGAUCAAGAGACGCGUGGCGAGCCGUUACCCGCAUCGCCGUGCGGGAGGCCAGGCUCAAGGAGAUCAAGCAAGAGCUGCUCAACUGCAAAAAGUUGCAGGGCUACUUUGAAGAGAAUCCAACAGACUUGGCAGCUUUACGGAGAGACAAAGCACUACAUACAGUGAGGCUCCAGCCCCAGCUUGCACACGUACCAGAGUACUUGCUGCCAGCUGCUCUGAGGAACGAAGCACCAGAACCCGAUGUAGAUCAGCCAGCGGAACCUGUGAAGAAAAGGAAACAGAAACAGCCUGCAAACUAUGGGAGUGUGAAAAGGCACAAAUAUCAGGCGCGGCAGAGGGAUCCCCUGAGAAGCUUUGCACUGAAAAACCUAAAGAAGGCAACACCGGCCGGCGAUACGUAG